UUUUGGCUGGCCAGCAAAAUCUGACGACUUCAAUAGGACCCGUUCACUAUCAAAAAACACUGCAGUGAUCCAUCGGUCGUGAGCAAGUUAUCACCUCUACUAGAAGCAUGUCUGACGCCGCUGUGAACCCCAAGGCCUACCCGCUUGCCGACGCCAAGCUGACUGUGUCCAUCCUGGACCUGGUGCAGCAGGCUACCAACUACAAGCAGAUCAAGAAGGGCGCUAACGAGGCCACCAAGACGUUGAACCGCGGCAUCUCCGAGUUCAUUGUCAUGGCCGCCGACACGGAGCCCCUGGAGAUUCUGCUGCACCUUCCGCUGCUGUGCGAAGACAAGAAUGUACCAUACGUGUUCGUGCCCUCCAAGGUCGCCCUGGGCCGCGCUUGCGGUGUGUCGCGCCCCGUGAUUGCUGCCUCGAUCACGUCCAACGACGCCUCGCAGCUGGGCCCGCAGAUCCAGAGCAUGCGCGAGCAGAUCGAGCAACUCCUAAUUUAAGCGCUCACGACUGAUCCCCAGCAGACUCUGCCGGUCACUUGUGGUGUGUAGUAGGGCUUUUGGCGUCAAUGCCAAAGCCAUAGCAGCUGCAAUGACCAGCUGCAGACCUUUUGGUGUGCUAGUCAAGCGCACAGAUAAACUGCUGUAAUGCCAAAACAACUCAACGCAUUUUGCGGUGUUUUCCAA
Messenger RNA from Phytophthora nicotianae INRA-310, 680 nucleotides. Its product is annotated as ribonucleoprotein-associated protein. The record is from RefSeq and is a predicted model, not a curated record. Gene Ontology annotation, cellular component: box C/D methylation guide snoRNP complex; U4/U6 x U5 tri-snRNP complex; nucleolus. Bases 108 to 494 code for a protein of 128 amino acids. NCBI's taxonomy places the organism in Eukaryota, Oomycota, Peronosporomycetes, Peronosporales, Peronosporaceae. Gene Ontology annotation, molecular function: RNA binding. Gene Ontology annotation, biological process: mRNA splicing, via spliceosome; maturation of SSU-rRNA; ribosome biogenesis. The transcript has a single exon.